Messenger RNA from Sphaerodactylus townsendi, 1887 nucleotides. It is a transcript of the gene RAB37, whose product is annotated as RAB37, member RAS oncogene family. Gene Ontology annotation, molecular function: GTP binding; GTPase activity. The coding region runs from base 451 to 1260 and encodes 269 amino acids. NCBI's taxonomy places the organism in Eukaryota, Metazoa, Chordata, Lepidosauria, Squamata, Sphaerodactylidae. The record is from RefSeq and is a predicted model, not a curated record. The transcript is spliced from 10 exons. Gene Ontology annotation, cellular component: Golgi apparatus; endosome.
UGUCACAGGGGCCGCCCGCCCGGUCCCCUCAGGUGUCGCUGGCGCUGUCCGUGGUGCUGACCGGAGCCGCUUCUGCAGGGACGCUCCGAGAGGGCUCCUUGGUGCGGUUUCUCCUUAGCGCCGCAGGGAGCCUCGAUCCUAGGCGACCGGAGCUUGCUUCUGAGCAACACAACUACUCAAGCUCGCAGCCCGAUGGAGCCGUAAAAACUGCGCUAUUCUCGCUUGCUGAGCCUUUUGCAGUCCCAGGACCUAGAUCGCUAGCAGCCCCCCGCACACCUCCAACCAGCAAUCUUCAGAUGCGUUUCAUUUGCACCUAUAUUCUCUCCGAGAGAGGAGGGAAAUGUAGCAGAGUCGGGCAGAGGAAAGGGCUCUGCUUGCUUGCUGCAUUGAGGUCUGGCCCGGAGCCGCUGCUUUGAUCCUGGAUGCACGGAAAUUAGUCUUCAGAAGGGAAUGGAGACGUACUGGGGCUAUCAGAGUGGAGCUGGCAGCCCCUAUGCCUACUCGGGGAUGGGUGCCAAUGGAGCUGGCAUCCAAAGCAGCACUUACUAUAAUGAAGAUCUUCUGCACAAGACUAUCCUGGUUGGAGACAGCGGUGUGGGGAAGACAUCACUGCUGGUUCAGUUUGACCAGGGCAAGUUCAUUCCAGGCUCGUUUUCUGCCACUGUGGGCAUCGGAUUUACCGUGAUGCUGCUUGGCGACUCAGGUGUGGGGAAAACCUGCUUCCUCAUCCAGUUCAAAGAUGGGGCCUUCCUCUCUGGAGCCUUCAUAGCCACCGUCGGCAUAGACUUUCGGAACAAAGUGGUAACGGUGGAUGGUGUUAAAGUGAAACUUCAGAUCUGGGACACUGCAGGCCAGGAGCGGUUCCGGAGCGUGACCCAUGCUUACUACCGAGAUGCUCAGGCUCUUCUCCUUCUCUAUGACAUCACCAGCAGAAUGUCCUUUGACAAUAUUCGGGCUUGGCUGACAGAGAUUCAUGAAUAUGCUCAUAAGGAUGUGGUCAUUAUGUUGCUAGGCAAUAAGGCUGAUGUGAGCAGUGAGAGAGUGAUAAGAACGGAAGACGGGGAAUCAUUAGCCAGGGAAUAUGGAGUGCCUUUCAUGGAGACCAGUGCAAAGACUGGAAUGAACGUGGAGCUGGCAUUUAUGGCCAUUGCCAAAGAGCUCAAGCAGCGAGCGGUGCAGCAGCCAGAGGAGCCCAGGUUCCAGAUCCACGACUACAUAGAGUCCCAGAAGAAGAGAUCCAGCUGUUGUGCCUUCCUUUGAUGGCGUAGACGGCCAAGUCAGACUAGAAGACCUAGUGCCAAGAAAGAAGGUCACAAAACAGACUGGCAUAGUGGAGAUACAGAGAGGACGCUGUGCUGAGGAUCCCUUCCAAAGAAUAUUUUUUAGAGAAAGUUGCUCAUAGAUUCUAAAUGAGAAGUACGUCAUACCUGUUCUCCGAGUGAAUGAGAGAGAGUGUGCAGGGCCUUACUGCAAAAGCCAAAUGCGCUCUUCGGGACUGACCAUGACAAUCUCAUGCUUGAAAAUGGGGGUGGGGGGCGGGGGGGUGUCAGCAUUCAUAACAACACUUUCUGAGCUUGGCCUUAGCAAAGCAAAUCAAAUUUCCUUUGGCCAACAGACUAUCCACUAUCCUGUGCCAUAUACGGAAAACAGGUUCAGUAUGAAAUGGCUAUAUAAUCUGUCUCCCCAAGGCCACUAAGAUUGUGGUAGGUUGGUUGCAGCAACAGAACAGACAUCUACACCUGUCAAAAAUCCAGAGGGAGGUUUUGCAUAAGGUACAAGCAGGCUGAAGGGUUAACUGGAUAACAUGACCGGGGAAAAAAUGACCACACUUUUGCUUGUUCUUAAAAGCAAUGUUUUAUGGGAUGAAUUAAAUUAGCAGUAAAGAAA